ACUCUCUCCUCGUAUAAAAACCCCUCUUUCCCCAUCCAGGGUUUCACUCUCAGUUCAACCUCAAGCUCUCAUUUCUCUCGUAUCUCUUCAAAACCCUACCUAUAAUAUUACCGAACAACCAACCAUGGCUGAGAGAGGCGGAGACCGCGGUGGCUUUGGUAGAGGCUUCGGAGGCAGAGGGCGUGGCGGAGACAGAGGCGGCAGAGGAGACCGUGGCGGCAGAGGAGGCCGCCGUGGCCGAGGCCGCCGCGAAGCCGACGAAGAAAAAUGGGUCCCAGUUACCAAGCUCGGCCGGUUGGUCAAGGACGGUAAGAUCAGAUCCCUAGAGCAAAUUUACCUCCACUCACUCCCGAUCAAAGAGCACCAAAUUAUCGACACUCUGGUAGGACCAUCUCUCAAGGACGAGGUCAUGAAGAUCAUGCCGGUCCAGAAACAAACCCGGGCCGGUCAACGUACCCGGUUCAAGGCUUUCGUCGUGGUCGGUGACGGAAAUGGCCAUGUAGGGUUGGGGGUGAAGUGUUCGAAAGAGGUGGCGACGGCGAUUAGGGGAUCGAUAAUUCUGGCGAAGCUGUCCGUGAUUCCGGUGAGGAGAGGGUAUUGGGGGAAUAAGAUUGGGAAGCCUCAUACAGUGCCUUGUAAGGUCACCGGAAAAUGUGGGUCCGUCACCGUCCGGAUGGUGCCGGCUCCGAGAGGUGCCGGGAUUGUGGCGGCGCGUGUACCCAAGAAGGUGCUGCAGUUUGCUGGGAUUGAGGAUGUUUUCACUUCGUCUCGUGGCUCCACCAAGACUCUUGGAAAUUUCGUCAAGGCAACUUUUGAUUGUCUGCUGAAGACUUAUGGGUUCCUUACUCCAGACUUUUGGAGCGAGACUCGCUUCACAAAAUCUCCAUUCCAAGAGCACACAGAUCUGUUGGCAAAGCCGACUAACAAGAUUGUUUUCAAUGAUGAUGCUGCUGAGAGGAUUGAGCCUUGAUAUGUGUUCUAGGUUUUAAUAAUAGUGCGAAGUAUGUUUUGCUAGGACUUUCCAUCAAAGAACUCAGAUUGUUUGAAUUUAAUCCUCUCUUUCUAGGGAUGUUUUGUUGCUAUCAUUUUCGGACAUGUUCAGAUGGUUCUUUAAGAUUUGGACUAAAAUGUUUAUGCUUGCUUAUUUUUAAGGAAUGAGAGUUUUGUAUGGGUUGAAAUGUUUGUUGCAAGUUUCUAGGAAACAUUAUUUGGAUGCCCUCCUCGCCCGAUUUUGUUGGCUGCAAUACUUCAGUG
Messenger RNA from Ilex paraguariensis (yerba mate), 1254 nucleotides. The record is from the annotation of a GenBank genome assembly. NCBI's taxonomy places the organism in Eukaryota, Viridiplantae, Streptophyta, Magnoliopsida, Aquifoliales, Aquifoliaceae.